Molecule: messenger RNA, 1501 nt
Organism: Myxocyprinus asiaticus (Chinese sucker)
Lineage: Eukaryota; Metazoa; Chordata; Actinopteri; Cypriniformes; Catostomidae
Product: threonylcarbamoyl-AMP synthase-like
Exons: 6
Coding region: 63-854 (263 amino acids)
Biological process (GO): regulation of translational fidelity
Cellular component (GO): cytoplasm
Molecular function (GO): nucleotidyltransferase activity; tRNA binding; double-stranded RNA binding
Source: RefSeq, a predicted model, not a curated record
ACGCGGAUUCACCUCGUGUAUGAAGCAGCAUGUUGUCUACGCGUCGUUGAUCUGUACGGUUUAUGAUCGUGUUCGCAUUUAUUCGUGCGACCUGCACACGGUUAAAUACUCGUUCUCACGCACUAAAUAAGUUGUUUAAGAGUGUCAGCAUGUGUAAAGAGCUGAAGACGAGAGUCUUGCGACUGCCAGCGCUGAGUUCAGAUGAGCUGAUGUCACAGCCGGAAUGGGCAGAUAUCCUGAACUCUACUGUACAGGCUUUGAAGGCUGGUCAGGUUGUGGCUGUUCCUACUGACACCAUCUACGGUCUCGCCUGUGUGGCUCAAAACUCAGACGCCAUCAGGAGAGUUUAUGAUAUCAAAGGCAGGAGUGGAGACAAACCUUUAGCCAUCUGUGUUGGAGAAAUACAGGACAUAUACAGGUUCUGUAAAGUGUCUGUGAAGGAGGAACUGCUAAGAGAUUUGCUGCCUGGACCCGUAACGCUGGUGCUGGAGAGAUCAGCCACACUGAACGGUGAUCUGAAUCCUUUUACUAAGCUCAUAGGGGUCCGUAUUCCAGACCACCUGUUCAUGCGGCGCCUCUGUCAGAUGUGCAGUGAGCCGCUCGCUCUCACCAGUGCUAACGUCAGUGCACACAACAGUACGCUUGCUGUUCAUGAGUUUGAGGAUUUGUGGCCCAGUCUGUCUGUUGUAGUGGACGGUGGCCCGAUUGGAGACAAAAGUCGUCUGGGUUCAACAGUAGUAGAUCUUUCUGUGUGUGGCAGAUACCAUAUAAUCAGACCUGGAUGUGCCCUCACUGCAACAGUUCAGGUACUGGAGGGCAAGUAUGGACUGCUGGAGAAUUCUGUCAAUCAAUGAGUUCAAGCACACUAAACCUGCUGUAGGUCACAGUCAGCAUGUACACAGACCAGUGGAUGGUUUGGAUGACCAAAGAGAAGGUGUCAUCAAAAGUGUCUGUAAAUGUCAUUCUCACUAUUGGGCCUUUUCAGAUAGUUUGGGGUUUGGUGAUUUAUGAGUUGAAUGUGUUUUUUAAACUAUAAUUUCAAGCCUUUUAAGUCCUCAGAUACAAUUUCUCAAGCAUGUUGGAGAUCAAAAUGAUCACUCAGGCAAACGUUCAGCUCCUAAGGUAACUUACAGUCUUGCGUUACUGCAUAGGUGUUGGUUUAGUGCUUUUCUGUUGAGGAAUCCUUCGAUGUAUAUUGCGUUGAAGCGACAGUGGUAUGGUGAGAAUAUACAUUUUUCAAGAUACUGGACACUUGGAAGCUUGAUGUUUUGAUAGCUUUGUUACAGUACAGAUUCAAAGACUUUUUAUUCAUAUUUAUUGCCAGUUUAAAUUCAGUAUAUUGUGCAAAUUUCUAAUGAUUGUUUGCUCUCUGGCAGAGCUGCACUUAUAUUUUUAUAAAAAUGAGUACAACAUUAAAACUGAUGUGAAGAGGAUCUUAUUACUGUACUGAAUUAAAUUAUGGACCGAGUAAAUCAUCUUAUUGUGUGGUCUUUAAAAAACA